Messenger RNA from Pristis pectinata (smalltooth sawfish), 1263 nucleotides. RefSeq names its product zinc finger protein 239-like. NCBI's taxonomy places the organism in Eukaryota, Metazoa, Chordata, Chondrichthyes, Rhinopristiformes, Pristidae. The coding region runs from base 12 to 1058 and encodes 348 amino acids. The record is from RefSeq and is a predicted model, not a curated record. The transcript has a single exon.
UAUACAGCCUGAUGAGACACCAGACAGUUCACACUAGGGAGAGGCCAUUCUGUUGCUCAACGUGUGGGAAAGCAUUCACACAGUUAUCCAUCCUGAUGACACACCAUCGAGUUCACACUGGGGAGAAGCCGUACAUCUGCUCUGAGUGCAGGAAGGGAUUCACUCGGUCGUCCUAUUUGCUGAUGCACCAGAAAGUGCACACUGGGGAGAGGCCGUUCAUCUGCUCGUCCUGCGGGAAGGGAUUCAGUCAGUUAUCCCACCUGAUGACACACCAGCGAGUUCACACUGGGGAGAGGCCCUUUGCCUGCCCUACAUGUGGGAAGGGAUACACUAAGUCAUCCAGUCUGGUGGCACACCAGCGAGUUCACACUGGGGAGAGGCCGUUCUGCUGCUCAACGUGUGGGGAAGGAUUCAUCCAGUUAUCCAGCCUGAUGACACACCAGCGAGUUCACACUGGGGAGAGGCCGUUCUCCUGCUCAACAUGUGGGAAAGGAUUCACUCAUUUAUCCAGCCUGAUGAGACACCAGCGGGUUCACACCGGGGAGAAGCCAUACACCUGCUCCGAGUGUGGGAAGGGAUUCACUCAGUCAUCUGAGAUGCUGAUGCACCAGCGGGUUCACACUGGGGAGAGGCCAUACAGCUGUUCCGACUGUGGGAAGGGAUACACUCGGUCGUCCGAUUUGCUGAGGCACCAGCGAGUUCACACCGGGGAGAGGCCGUUCAUCUGCUCGACAUGCAGGAAGGGAUUCACUCAUUCGUCUUACCUGAUGAAACACCAGCGGGUUCACACUGGGGAGAGGCCGUACACCUGCUCUGACUGUGGGAAGGGAUUCACUCGGUCGUCCCAUUUGCUGACACACCAGCGUAUUCACACUGGGGAGAAGCCAUUCAUCUGCUCGACGUGUGGGAAAGUAUUCACUCGGUUAUCCAGUCUGAUGACACACCACCGAGUUCACACCGGGGAGAGGCCGUUCAAAUGCCCUGAGUGCGGGAAGGGAUUCCCUUGCUCAUCUGACCUGCUGAAACACCAGCGAAUUCACACUGCGGAGAAAGAUUAAACAUGCUGUAUACUCAAUAUACAACCAUCACUGCUACUGAAAUCUAGUGCAAAUUCUCAAGUGUUGCAGGUGUUCAUGGGGGAUGGAUUCUGUAGACGCUGCUGAUCUCGCCCAGGAUUCAACCCUGGGUCAUUGGGCACAGUUGAUUUUCUUUUGAAAUCUCUUUAACUGAGUUAGAGUUCAAUGUUCUGGAUCUGUGAUUAAA